Corticium candelabrum is the source of this 627-nucleotide messenger RNA. RefSeq names its product DNA-directed RNA polymerase II subunit RPB11-like. The transcript is spliced from 4 exons. Gene Ontology annotation, cellular component: RNA polymerase II, core complex. Gene Ontology annotation, molecular function: protein dimerization activity; DNA binding. Lineage: Eukaryota; Metazoa; Porifera; Homoscleromorpha; Homosclerophorida; Plakinidae. The record is from RefSeq and is a predicted model, not a curated record. Gene Ontology annotation, biological process: transcription by RNA polymerase II. Bases 19 to 372 code for a protein of 117 amino acids.
UGCUGUCCGCCGUUAGCUAUGAAUGCGCCUCCAACGUUCGAGUCGUUCUUGCUUCUCGAUGGAGAGAAGAAAAUUGUGAUGGAGAAAGACACGAAAGUGCCGAAUGCUGCUUCGUUUAUAAUCAACAAGGAAGACCACUCGUUAGGAAAUCUUCUUAGAGGCCAGUUGCUUCGAGACCCGCAAGUUCUCUUUGCUGGCUACAAGGUCCCCCAUCCUCUGGAGCAUCGCGUUGUACUUCGAGUGCAGACCACGUCCGAGUACAGUCCACAGGAGGCUUUUUCUAACGCGAUUACUGAUUUAAUUAGUGAAAUUUCACUUCUAGAAGAAAGAUUCAAGGACUCUGUGAAAGAGAAGAAAGAUUCUGCUGAAUGAUCAAGCGUCGGUUGCCAUAUUCGCAGAUGGUUGGAGGAUAAUCUGUAACAUAUAAUUCUGUGACUUAAUUUACGUGUUAAAAGCAUAAGACUCAAUAAUUAUUGUUGGCUUGGAAACGGCUUGGAUUAGAAAUUGGUGUUAUUUUAGUAUUGACACCUUUCUACUGCAUUUUAAUGAUGAGUUUGUCUUCUCACUCUGAACAUGUAAUAAAAUUGGUUGAAUGAAUGAGUGGGUCUACUUUGAAGUGAAGAAAGA